This is a messenger RNA of Papaver somniferum (opium poppy), 2089 nucleotides long. RefSeq lists its product as uncharacterized. Bases 790 to 2061 code for a protein of 423 amino acids. The transcript is spliced from 5 exons. Lineage: Eukaryota; Viridiplantae; Streptophyta; Magnoliopsida; Ranunculales; Papaveraceae. The record is from RefSeq and is a predicted model, not a curated record.
UAUAAUCAAAAGUAUCUUUUCUCUCUCAAAUUUAGUUCCCCAAUCAAAUCUCUAUCCUUAGAGAUUUUGAGUUAUUUUUGUGCUAAUUUGUAAGGUAGAUCCUUACAAUUGGUAUGAGAGCACACUUUCCUGAGUGAUCUUACCAUGAAGAUUCGAGAAAAAAUCCUAUGAUCAACCUCUAGGUUUGAUAUCUUAGAACAAGCUCAAUAUGAAUCCAUAAAGGUAGCAUACUACGAAUUAUUUGAUCUGAGAAUGAAGUCUAUGAAUCUACUCUUGGAUAGGAACUCUCCAGAUCGAGAUUCAAAUACUCUGCAAACGAGGAUUCUCAUUUCCAUCGCCGAGGAAAAGCUCGAAUAACUACCAAAAGUUGGGGAUCUUGAAGCUUCAAAAAUGGAUGAGGGGAUUGUCCUGGAAGAUGUGAUAACUGGUUUAAGUAAAAACUCUUUAAUUUCAUCAGAAGAAGUAGGAGAAUCUCUUAAUUUCGAGUUGAUUAAUUCGUCGUUUUUAUUCGAUGAAGAAAAAGACGAUUCAACCACCAAUAUAGUCAGAUUAAUUCCUCAUAUGAUCGAUGGAGCUGGUGAUGUAGUUCCAAUUCAGAAACAUUAGAGAGAUUCAAGGUUUCUAGCUUAUCAGGUAGACUUUCAGCAGAUUGAUGAUGGGAAGUUUAUCGCUAAUGAUAAUCUUAAUUAAUUUCCUUGUUGCUUCAUCAAAUUUAUCAGGUUAUACUUCACACUCCUAACUCAAAUUACUUCUAUAUGUGAUGUAUUACCUAGCUUUGAUGUUUUUCGAAUGUUAUUUGAUCAUGGUAAAAAGCUUGAAGUUAUUAAAAGGUAUUCAUAUUGUAUUGGAAGUAGUUUUAAGAUCUAUUUGGAUUUGGAUAUAUAUUGUUGUUUGAUUGCUUUUAAUGGGUUGAUUCUGGAGCAUCAAUACAAUGCAAAUUUUGAUUACAAGCUGAUUAUAAAAUUUGGGUAUGAAUUGGAAUUGUUGUUUGCAAACUUGAAUAUGUCUUUAAAUGCCAAAAAUGGAGACAGGUGGGUUUCCAACAAGUUGUCUGCGAAAAUACCGCAGCAGGAUAAGGCUCUCUACACUAUGGUGAUACUUCAUGUGGCAAAGGAUUGUAAGUUUAGCAAUGCAGCAAUUGAGGGGAACCUGCCCACCAGUUUCAACCAUCUUCGUCGAAUCCCUAGGUUCCUCAACCAAGAUAGAAUGGAUAAACUAGGACCAAGUGAUGCUGGUGCUUCAACUCUCAAGUCAAGUCUACCUCGGAUCACAGCGGCCAUAAAACCAGCCCAACAUGCUAAAGUUGAAUUAAUUGAAGCUGAAACAAGUACUUUCGAGUCACAGAACGAUAGGGCAUUAAAGUUGGAAAGACGUCGUAUGCGUUAUAUAGAGAAGAUAAAUGAAUUGAAUGAAGAAGAAAUAGAAAGAUAUUUCCAUCAGGGAAUGACAGGAGAAAGUUUCAGCAACAACUCUAAAGGUAAGGAAACGUCUUUGGCUCCAUCUCUAAGCCCCGGGAUUGUUGACCAUCAGCAUGGUGAUGUGCACUGUGCAGAAGCCUCCCGAAAGAGAAAGGAUAAAUCGGUUUUGGUAUACCAGGCACCGAAACAACGCCGAGAAAAUAACUGUGUACCUGGUAGAAGCACUUCGAAAGGCAUAGUCAUUGGUUCAAGACAUGGAGAUAACGACAACCUUGAUCCAGUGGAUUACGAUAUCAGUAGUGAUGAUGGGGAUUAUUACGAGAUAGAUACAAGUGACGAUGAUGUUGCGGCGGAUGAUGCAAACCAAAUUAGUAGGUAUGUCCGACCACAUGACAAUAAACCCGUAACGAGUACAAGUAGCACCGUUUCUGAGAUGGCGAUUCUCCCUCGAAGCCCUAGACUUUGCGAGCAACCUCAAAUUCCAAAAUAUUAUAGAAUAUCGAAUAGGAAUAUGAAAGGUGUGAGACAUUUUCUUGGGAAAAUGGAUGUGAAAAUACGGGGGUCUAACAACCACACCCAACAAUUCGUUUGGCAAUCUGAGAGGACUUUCUCCAAUAUACUUUCUAGAGUAUCAACUAGAUAGUUAGACUCAAUCUAGAGUAAAGUAUAUC